AUGUCCGGGACCCCGACGAGCACCUGGGCGUGUGUUGGAAGUUGCCCGAUGUUUUCAUGUGGUUGUGAUGAAGAUGUGAUUCCAGCGCCCGCAGCCGCUUCGUGCAGUUCUCAGGCAGAGGCGCUGGUAGGACAGUGGACAGUCGUGACUGACCAGCAAGCCCCCCACUGUGAUCAAAUGGGUUCUAUUGGCAGCAAUUCGAUCACCUACGUCGUCAGCAGUUGCUCUGAGGCGGCCACUUUCAACACACAACUUCUAAGCGCAACCUGUGGGCCUGGGGCUUUUGGAGGGCUUUCUGGCAUGUUUUCAGAGGAGGACGACGGUGGCGGCACCUGGGACACCACGAACAUCUAUUGCAACUACUGGCAGAGGAGUUCCAGCACCUCAAACCUGGUGUGGGAGUGGUUCGGGACCACCGAUCAGUCUGCGGGAUGCCCGUCCACGCUGGCAGAGGCUCGGGCGAAACCUCUGAACGGUGACCUGUGGUACGCUGGUUCAGACAUGUCUGGGACCCCGACGAGCACCUGGGCGUGUGUUGGAAGUUGCCCGACGUUGUCAUGCGGUUGCAGUGGCGAGGUUAGCAAAGCCUCUUCCAUGGCUGGACCUUUCUGUCCUGGCUCGCCUUACAUAAUCCAUGUUCUGUUCCUGCUGGCCUUUUCUGCUUCUCUCUCCUAG
Prorocentrum cordatum is the source of this 675-nucleotide messenger RNA. The record is from the annotation of a GenBank genome assembly. NCBI's taxonomy places the organism in Eukaryota, Dinophyceae, Prorocentrales, Prorocentraceae.